AUGUCUUCUGCCAACAAGACUCCUAAGAAGGAUGGCCCUCCCAUGGAGGAGAACCCCAUCACCCCGCCUCGUCCGCGCAUCAUCUGCCCGGGCUGUUCGACGGAGCUGACCGUCCACAACACCGUGGGCACAACCGAAGCAUUCAUUCUUGCCACCGUCGUGGACAUGAAGAAAUUGGGAAUGGACUGCAACAACCCUUCUUGCCCUCUCUUCAUUGAGGGCCUACCGGAGAUCCCCAACAAGGCUAGGGCAAACCCUAACGUGGAGAAAUAUGUCUCAAUGGCCAAGCGAGACUACGACACCAUCAACGCCAAAGAGAAGGCGGCCAAAGAUCAAGCCAACCAAGCUGCUGAGGCUGAGGCCUCUCGCAUUGGAAGCAACGUCACCAGCCAGUGGCAAUUCCUUCAGGCCAAGGUGAAGAAGUCCGAGGAGGACAAGGACGGCCGCUCUCCCCGGGAGUAG
Messenger RNA from Diaporthe batatas, 462 nucleotides. RefSeq lists its product as uncharacterized. The record is from RefSeq and is a predicted model, not a curated record. The coding region runs from base 1 to 462 and encodes 153 amino acids. Lineage: Eukaryota; Fungi; Ascomycota; Sordariomycetes; Diaporthales; Diaporthaceae. The transcript has a single exon.